Molecule: messenger RNA, 561 nt
Organism: Lycium barbarum (goji berry)
Lineage: Eukaryota; Viridiplantae; Streptophyta; Magnoliopsida; Solanales; Solanaceae
Exons: 2
Coding region: 1-561 (186 amino acids)
Source: RefSeq, a predicted model, not a curated record
AUGCAAGUAUCCAAGACUGCUGCUUGGGUUGUGAGGAAAAUCAUCAGUAGUAGGGGCCUUAUAAUUGGCACCCAGAAUUUGCAAGGAGACUUGAUGCACAGGCUGGAACAAUUACAAGAAGCUGAGGGCAAGUUUAGCAUUAAGAAGCUAUAUAAAAAGCUUAGGCCUCCUUAUCAGAAAGUCCCUUGGAAACAGAUGCUAUUACAACCCCUGCUCCAUCCUAGAUAUAUGUUCAACCUUUGGCUUGCUGUUCAGGGGAGACUUGCUAUUGUGGAUCGAUUACUGAAGUUUGGUAUUAAUGUUCCUCGAACCCAUGUGUUCUGCGGAUUAGCUGAAGAAGUGUUUGAACAUUUGUUUUUUGACUGCCUUAUAGUUAAAGGUGUUUGGUCUAGACUAUUGAUUUGGCUUAGUCAUCCAAGAGCUAUAGCUAACUGGUCUUCUGAGGUGACAUGGAUUAAUAGAGGGGCAAAGAAGAAGGCUGGGCACUGGGUUGUUGUCAACUGUGUCUUUGAUAUGAUGGUAUAUCACAUAUGGACAGGCAGGAACAAGCUCAGCUGGUAG